AUGAGUGAAGACAAUAAGCAAUGGACUCACCGUUGCUCGGAAUCAUCUCAAGAAACGGAAGAAUGUAGCCCUGGAACUUCUCUAGUGCAACCUGGGAUAUCAAACUCAAAAGCAAUACGGCGAAAAUAUCUUCGUGCUGUAUUUAAAAAUGGCGAAUUCAAUAUCCACAAGACACCAACAAAAGUUUUUAAGUUAUUCUCAAAUUACUUCAUGCUACUAGUGGAAGCAAGGUGGAGAUGGACCCUUCUGAACUUCUUCACAGCGUUUACUUGUAACUGGUUAUUCUUCGGUAUUAUUUACUGGAUAAUUUCUUACAACCAUGGGGAUUUUAACGAGGAUCAUCUGCCUCCUAAUCAAAAUAUCACAGGAUUCACGCCAUGCAUCAAAAACGUUUACGGAUUUACAUCAACAUUCUUGUUUAGCGUCGAAGUACACACGACAGUCGCUUACGGCCGAAGAGCCAUCACACUCGAAUGUCCAGACACAAUCACAGCAAUGUGUUUUCAAUGUAUUGUGAGUAAUAUAUUCCAAUCAAUUAUGAUUGGAAUACUUUUUGCAAAACUAACACGACCAAGAGCAAGAACUCAAACUAUCCUUUUCAGUAAGAAUAUAAUUGUGAAUAUUAGAAAUGAAAAAUUUUGUCUGAUUUUCCGUGUAGGUGACAUGAGAAAAUCGAGGAUACUCAACAUAGAACCAAAAGCAUACGUUUUGAAAUUCAACACUGAUUCUAAUGUACUGGACGGUUCAGAACAAAUUGAAUUAAAGUUGAAUAUCGAUGAAUGUGAGUCGAUCUUCUUCUUAUGGCCUGUAACAGUGGUGCACGUCAUAGAUGAAAAAAGCCCUUUUUAUGGAUUAUCAGCAGCUGAUCUCCUUUGCACGAAAUUGGAAAUUCUUGUUCUAUUCGAAGGCAUAAUUGAAUCUACCGGUCAGCCUGUCCAAGCAAGGUCUAGCUUUACUGAGCUUGACAUAUUAUGGGGACAUAGAUUUGUACCUAUGGUUGGAUACAAUUUUAAAAAAAUGUUAUAUGAUGUUGAUUUUUCCAAAUUGUCUGAAGUUCAACAAGUAGAUACGCCACUUUGUUCCCCAAAUGAGUAUGAACAUUUUUUAUCGAUGUUUCAAAGUGAAAAAUGUGUAGAUCAUUAUUGGCCAUCAGAUUAA
Molecule: messenger RNA, 1158 nt
Organism: Melitaea cinxia (Glanville fritillary)
Lineage: Eukaryota; Metazoa; Arthropoda; Insecta; Lepidoptera; Nymphalidae
Product: G protein-activated inward rectifier potassium channel 4-like
Exons: 2
Coding region: 1-1158 (385 amino acids)
Biological process (GO): regulation of monoatomic ion transmembrane transport; potassium ion import across plasma membrane
Cellular component (GO): plasma membrane
Molecular function (GO): inward rectifier potassium channel activity
Source: RefSeq, a predicted model, not a curated record